AUCGUUUUGAUUCUUCCCCAUUAAGCAUACUCCAUUCCUUUGUAUCAUUUGGUUCCUCAUUUCUUUGAUUUAGAAAAGAAACUUCAAUUUCUAGAUACCAAGUGUUAACCAAUUCUUUUGGCGUCUUUCUGCUUUCGUUUUUCGUUUGUAAUUGUUGUUUGGCCUUUUCAUAACGUUGGGAGUUCUUGAAAUUGUGUUUUAUUUCUUGCUCUUGAAUCUGUGAUGAUCAAGAUUGAGGACUCUAUUGCGUUUUGAUUGUUUUAAAUAUUGAGCCUGUUCUCUUUCAAAGCUCCGUGAGGAAGGCCUUAUUCUAAUCAUGGCUAUAUAUACCCUCCUCAAUUGUUGCAAGAAUAUGGGCAAGAUGCCCCUCCUUGUGUUCUUCAAAGACACAAGGAAUGUUUUCAAAGCUGAUGAGCUAGGCGUGGAGAUAAUACAUAUUGCACUUCCUACGCUACUAGCGUUAGUAGCAGAUCCUGCUGCUUCUCUAAUUGACACAGCAUUUGUUGGCCAUAUAGGUCCAGUGGAGCUCGCAGCUGUGGGAAUUUCUAUUGCUGUUUUCAAUCAAGUAUCAAAAAUAGCAAUUUUCCCACUUGUCAGUAUUACAACCUCUUUUGUUGCUGAAGAAGAUACUACGGAACCAUUAAGUACUAAGGAACAAGUAUAUGAAGAAUUUGAAAAUGCUACUUCUGUCAACAAGGAAAUGGAAGUACUCAAACCACUUGUUGACUCUACACCAUCAUCCAUUACCAAUGAUAGUACAGAAAUGGUCAAACUUGAGCAUGUCAGAAGGCGUAUUCCGUCUGCUUCAUCAGCAUUGGUUAUUGGCAGCGUCCUGGGGGUUAUUCAAACUCUAUUCCUAAUUUUUGCUGCAAACCCCAUCCUAAAUUACAUGGGGGUAGAUUCUAAUUCUCCCAUGUUAAGACCAGCGAGACAAUACCUGACACUAAGGGCCCUUGGUGCUCCUGCAGUUCUUCUCUCUUUGGCCAUGCAAGGGGUUUUCCGUGGUUUUAAGGAUACGAAAACUCCUUUAUAUGCUACAAUUGUGGGAGAUACAGUAAACAUCAUUUUGGACCCAAUAUUAAUGUUUGUACUCCAUAUGGGCAUUACCGGUGCAGCCAUUGCCCAUGUUAUCUCUCAGUAUUUAAUCUCCCUGAUACUGUUAUGGAGAUUAAACAAACAAGUUGAUCUCCUAACCCCAGGCAUCAAAGAUCUACGAAUUGGCCAGUUUCUGAAAAAUGGGGGUAUGUUAUUGGUGAGAGUUAUAGCUGCAACAUUCUGUGUCACCCUGGCAGCAUCAUUAGCUGCAAGGCAGGGAUCAACAUCAAUGGCAGCAUUUCAAGUUUGCUUGCAGAUUUGGCUUGCAGCCUCUUUGCUUGCGGAUGGGUUAGCUGUGGCUGGACAAGCAAUCCUUGCAAGUGCAUUUGCGAGGAAGGAUCACAGCAAGGUCGUUGCCACAGCUUCACGUGUAUUGCAGAUGGCUUUGGUUCUAGGGAUAGUGCUCUCAGUCAUCCUUACAGUUGUACUAAAGUUCGCGUCAAGAUUAUUUACCGAUGAUAUCAAUGUUUUGCACCUUAUAAGUUUAGGCAUUCCGUUUAUUGCAUUGACUCAGCCCGUUAAUGCUCUGGCAUUUGUUUUUGAUGGAGUAAAUUAUGGAGCAUCAGAUUUUGCAUAUUCUGCCUACUCAAUGGUGUUGGUGGCUUUAGUGAGCAUAUUGUGCCUGUUUCUAUUAUCAUCAAGCCAUGGCUUUGUUGGUAUCUGGGUUGCUUUAACAAUCUUCAUGAGUUUGCGCACAGUGGUUGGAUUUUGGAGGAUAGGGACUGGAACUGGACCAUGGAGCUUUCUGAGGGAGUAAUUGAAGCCUAAAUAUGCUUCUGCAUAAGAUGGUACAUCCUACUGUACAUAGGUAAUGAAAAAAAGGGAACACCAUCUUUCAUUGCUUACUCAAGUUGCUGAAAUGUAGCCUAUGUUUAAAGGGUUAGAAUGUGAACUGGAAAGUAGGAACCAACUGUUAUAGCCUAUAGUUUACUCAUGGAAAACAGUGACAGAUUUUGAAGUCGGUAUAUGUAAUUCUAGAUAGGAAUUCAGAAGUCCCCAUCCGAAUACAGGCCAACUCAGUGUACCUUUCAAUUUAUUGAUGUCUAUGUUCUUUUUAAGCCUAGCUU
Molecule: messenger RNA, 2162 nt
Organism: Rosa rugosa (rugosa rose)
Lineage: Eukaryota; Viridiplantae; Streptophyta; Magnoliopsida; Rosales; Rosaceae
Product: protein DETOXIFICATION 42-like
Exons: 13
Coding region: 317-1852 (511 amino acids)
Biological process (GO): transmembrane transport
Cellular component (GO): membrane
Molecular function (GO): antiporter activity; xenobiotic transmembrane transporter activity
Source: RefSeq, a predicted model, not a curated record